Messenger RNA from Lytechinus variegatus (green sea urchin), 2240 nucleotides. RefSeq names its product probable rRNA-processing protein EBP2 (gene ebna1bp2). The coding region runs from base 67 to 972 and encodes 301 amino acids. The transcript is spliced from 9 exons. Lineage: Eukaryota; Metazoa; Echinodermata; Echinoidea; Temnopleuroida; Toxopneustidae. Gene Ontology annotation, cellular component: preribosome, large subunit precursor; nuclear periphery; nucleolus. The record is from RefSeq and is a predicted model, not a curated record. Gene Ontology annotation, biological process: rRNA processing; ribosomal large subunit biogenesis.
UGUUUAAUUACGAAUUACUGAAUCAAUAAGCAUCGCAAUUGCAUCGCACGUGUAUUUACUGCAGACAUGGAGGAAGAAAGCUACGAUGAAUUGGACUCAGAUGAGGAGCUUCAAGCAGCAUUCAGUCGAGGCGAUAUUAAACCAGGUCUUAACAUUGAGGGCAAGGCAAAGAAGGUCUACAUAAAUAAUGAGCAAGGUUUAAAGGACCGACUUUCAGAUUUCAAGAAAGACUUACCGUGGCUGGAGAGGUUAGAUGUGACUUGUGGCCCUGCCAGGAUACCAGGGGAAACAGAUGCUAAAGAAGAAGAGCAAGGCAAAGAUGAAGUACAUGAUGACUUUAAGAGGGAAUUGAGAAUAUACCGUCAAGCCCAAGCAGCUGUUCUGGAUGCGUUACCUAGGUUACAAGCGCUGAACAUACCCACCAAGAGACCGGACGACUUCUUUGCUGAAAUGGCAAAGUCAGAUGAUCAUAUGAGAAAGAUAAGAGAGAAGCUGAUUGCCAAACAGUUGUCCAUGGAAAGAUCAGAGAAGGCUAAGAAACUCAGAGAACUCAGAAAGUUUGGCAAAAAGGUCCAACAAGAAGUUUUGGUGAAACGUCAGAAAGAAAAGAAGGAGUUGGCAGAAUCUGUCAGGAAAUUCAAGAAAGGUCAGACAAAGGACCUUGAUUUUCUGGAAGGGAAGUCCAAAGGAGGAGCAAACUCUAAACAAGACAAAUUAGCAGCUAAAGGGCCAAACAUGAAGAGGAAAGCAAAGAACACCAAAUUUGGAUACGGCGGGAAGAGGAAGGGAAGCAAGGUGAAUUCAAGACAGAGUUCCAGAGAAGAUGAUGAUCAUUUUAGUAUGAAGAGAAACAAAUCAGAUAUCGUCAAACACCAGAAACAAUUUGGAGGAAAGAUGCAGAGGAAAGGGAACAGCAAACAGAAGAGACUAGGAAAAGGAAAGAGACAGAAACUCAAAUCCAGAAAAAAAUGAUGGACUUCGUGAAACUCAAAUGUUUAUAAGGACAUUCAUUGCAAUCAAGCCAUGAUUUAUCUAACUGCACUAUAAACCAUAUAAUAAUAAUAAUAUAGGUAUAUUUACCUAGGGUCGCCACUUCAGUUUCGAAAACUGUUCUACCAGCGGGCCCUGCUAUUAUUAUUACCCCGGCUUUAGCUGAGCUGCCUAGGCACUCAAGCAUUCAAGGAAUUUCUUCGUACUGGGUACCCAUUCACCUCACCUGGGUUGAGUGCAGCACAAUGUGGAUGAGUUUCUUGCUGAAGGAAAUCAGUGUUAUUUCCAGGUAUGUUCAGCAUGCAGGAUCGUGUUAUGCUGUUUAAAACCAGGAGAUUGUGCACAAGAAGUAUGAUUGACCAUAUUCCUUAGGUGAUUUGCCACUUGGUAUGCACCCAUUUGGUCCACUUUCUAUUUUGUCUCAACUUACAUGUAGAUAAUUUACAAAAUAGACAUCCAUUAGAAAGCUCCCACGUCCACAAUGCCCUAAUUCACAAAGGUCGUUUCAAUUGUACCAUGGUACUAAUCCUUGGGCUAUGCAGAUUUUGUCUGCAUUGUUAAGAUUAUUUCAGUGUGUACACUCAUAAGAGUCCAAUCGUAAAUGUGCCUUUUUGGCACUAAAUCCAGAGUUGCCAACCCUUAGGGAAUAUUAAUGAGAUGUGUUCUAAUGAAAUUUCAGUGUUUACUUCCGAUUGAAUGACUGAGUGUAAAACUUUUAUGUUUUGUCUCAUAUGGAAACAUUUGGUUCAGCUGUUUGGUUAUUUAUAUUUUAAUUUCAUAUGUGAUUAAUAUUCCGUAAUGGUUGGCAAAUGGCACUAAAUUCCUGCUUGAAUGAAGUAUGAGUAGACCAUGGUUUUAUGAUGUGAUACUAUUGAAGCCACCCAUGUUCGGGGGGCCAAUGAUACCAGAUGUCAGUAAAAAAAAUGAAUUAAAAUCGAAUGUUAAAAGGUAAAAUACGCCCACAUUUAGUUGAUUUAAAGUCAAGUUUUACUUUUAUUUUUUUUCUUUGACUUGUGUUUCAUUAGAAACUCUCUAUUGGUCCAGUGUUGGCAAUUCUAGCUGGCACAGCAUUUUAGUCGUGUAAUUUUAAUGUACUUUCUCAUGUCUUUAACUUUUAAUAAUUGGUUUUCCAACAUUUUUGAAGAGAACAUUCUUUUACAGAGCCACCAUAUUUUUUUCAUUAUCACCUUUUAAAUGCAAGAUUUGAAACAUUUUGGACUUGUAAAUAAAUAAAGGUUAGAAAAUCAUAA